AAGAAAGUGAAGUAGCUUUUAGAAAUUCCAAGUAAUUGUUGUUAAGUCCGAUUAGACGCCAAACACAAAAAAGUAGCUCACUGUUAUCAGCACGUCUUAAGGCUUUUAAAAUGAGCCUCGACCAAGUGGAGCUUGUUAGCAAACUCCUUCGAGCAUCAAGGAAUUGUAAUGAACUUCUAUUAAAGGACUGUUUUAAGGAUAUCUUAGAAAAUGGAAUUACACCAAAAGAACUGAAUGCAACAGACAAAAGUGGAAGAACUGCGUUAUCGUACAUAUGUUCAACAAAUCUCACAAAUUUCCUGGAACUGUUUCUACAUUUGCCAGGCAUCGAUGUCAACAAACCAGAUAAUGAGGGAAAUUCAGCACUACAUUUUGCAGCACAAGCAGGUCAAACAGAAAUUGUAAAUAUGUUGUUAACGAAAUGCAAAGGAAUCAACAUUGACGCAAAAAAUAAUUUAGGCUUCACGCCGUUAAUGAAAGCAGCACUUCAAGGUCGAACAAAGACGGCAAAACUCUUACUAUUUGCUGGAGCAUCACCAAUAGCAACUGAUCCAACUAGAGGCUUCCGUGCCGAUCAAUGGGCACGUUAUUGUGGACGUCAUCAGACAGCUGAAAUGAUCGAGACUGUCGCUCGUGCAAAACUCUUAGAUAAAUCAACCUCAAAUAAAUGGACACAUGAUGUUAUACCGAGAAGUAAAACAACAUCUGCUAUGUCGCAAAGUAUUUUACAACAUCAACAGCAACAGCAAACGAGUCAUUCAGGAGGUUUUCGUUCAAAAUUUCGAAAAGUUUUUCCAUUUGGUUUCUCACUUAAAGACAAACAUCAUAAAAGCAAGGAUGAUGAUGGCAAGAAUAACCGUAAUGGUUUUGUAAAUAUGUCAGACAAUAAAGAGAUUGGUAUUGUUGAUGAAAAUGGAUUUAGUAAUGGUGAGAUUGUAAAUUAUCUAACAGCAGCUGCUAUUUGUGUGGGAAAUGGUGCUGGCGUUACAAAUGGAUCUAGUAAACAAAUUAUCAAAAGCCUCUGUCGUCCAUUAACUGUGCCAAAACUCGAAGUUACAUACGCAAACAACAAUAAUUUAAUUAAAAAAUUUGAAAACAUGCCGAAUAUGGUACCAGAAGUAGAGGAGAAGCCGACAGUCAUUAAGAAAAAGGUCAAUGGAAUAAGGAAAGUUUUAUCAGAGAAAUCAAAAGGAAUUAUUAAUGCCGGAGGUGGAAAACAAAAAGUUCAUACCGACUCAUACUUCUAGUUUAAAGUUUAUAUCUCGCGUCAUUAAUUUUAAUUUGCAUAAGGAUCUUUCAUCAAAUAUUGUUAUUAUCAUCAUUCAUUGUCCUCAAUAGUUAUGACAUUAAGAUUAU
Molecule: messenger RNA, 1356 nt
Organism: Chironomus riparius
Lineage: Eukaryota; Metazoa; Arthropoda; Insecta; Diptera; Chironomidae
Source: the annotation of a GenBank genome assembly